AUGACUACCUUUACUAUCCCUGUAAUCGAUCUUGGCCUUUAUCUUAAUGAUAAAAAUGAUCCUUUAGCUAUUGAAGAAUGCAAAAAGGCCGCAAAAGCUUUACAAGAUUAUGGGGCUUUGUUGGUUAAAGAUCCUAGAGUAACCGAAGCAGAUAAUUCUACGUUUAUUGAUUUAAUGGAAGACUACUUUAAUCAACCGUUGGAGGUCAAACUCAAAGAUUCCCGUCCAGAUAUCGGAUAUCAAGUAGGCGUUACUCCUGAAUUUAAAGAAGAACCGAAAUGUCAGCGUGAUCCUGAUUGUCAAAAUAUAAUAAAAAGAAUGCCCGAAGAAAGUCGGCCUUUAAUUCCCACAGGACCUGACCCAAAAUGGCGUUUUUUUUGGCGCAUCGGUGAAUUACCAGAAGAAACAAAGUUUCCUCAACUUAACGCUGAACCGGUUGUUCCUGAUUCUUUUAAAGAUACUUGGUCCGACAUUAUGAACCAAAGCGGGAAUCAAAUGCAUCAAGCUGUGGUCGGUGUUGCAGAAAUGUUAUCUGUUGGAUUUGGAUUACCUGCCAAUACUUUUCCAGAUCUUACAAAGUAUGGACCACAUCUAUUGGCUCCUACAGGAAUUGAUUUGAAUAAACACGGAAAACUUGGCGUAAUAUGUGCCGGGUUUCAUUAUGACAUUAAUUUUUUGACUAUUCACGGCAAAAGUCGAUUUCCCGGGCUACAUAUUUGGCCACGUAACGGAUCUGUCAAGAUGCAAGUUCGUGUACCGGAAGGCCAUUUAUUAGUUCAAGCUGGUAAACAACUUGAAUGGUUAACGGGUGGUGAAGUUACAGCGGGUUAUCAUGAAGUCGUUGUAACAGAAACAACUCUACAAGCUAUUGAAAAUGCUAAAAGAACACAUCCAAAUCGUCCUCUUUGGAGAAUAUCCUCAACAUUCUUUCUUCAUAUCGCGAGCGACAAUAUUUUGCAACCUCUUGAAAUUUUUAAUUCCAACAGUACACUUUAUCCACCCAUCCCUACUGGUGAUCAGAUAAAACGCGAAUUGCAACUUAUAAGUUUGAUGAAAGCUUAG
Racocetra persica is the source of this 1062-nucleotide messenger RNA. The record is from the annotation of a GenBank genome assembly. Lineage: Eukaryota; Fungi; Glomeromycota; Glomeromycetes; Diversisporales; Gigasporaceae.